CUCAGUAUUUCGCUAGCAUCAUGGUCAUCGUUGGUCUCUCUGUGGUGGUAACAGUGCUGGUUCUGCAGUUCCACCAUCACGACCCACAAGCAGGACAAAUGCCCAAAUGGGUCCGUGUCAUCCUGCUGCAUUGAUGUGCUUGGUUUUUACGAAUGAAAAAACCUGGGGAAAAUAUAAAGCCCCUCUCUUGCAAAUACAGCUAUCCCAAGCACCAUCUGAGUGUGAACAGCCUGGAGAUGAAUGUCCUGCCUGGACACCAGUCCAGCAAUGGCAACAUGAUCUGUAGCUACCACACGAUGGAAAAUCUAUGCUGCCCUCAGAAGAAUGAUCUGGGUAGCAAGAGCGGAAAGAUUACCUGCCCCUUACCAGAUGAUAUGGAGCUUGUCCAGAAGAAAGCUUUAAUGGAUACUAUUCCAGUCAUUGUGAAGAUCCUGGAGGAAGUUCAGUUCAUAGCAAUGCGCUUCAGGAAACAAGAUGAGGGUGAAGAGAUCUGCAGUGAGUGGAAGUUUGCAGCUGCUGUCAUAGACAGAUUAUGCCUGGUUGCAUUUACCCUUUUUGCCAUCAUCUGCACAUUUACAAUACUCAUGUCUGCUCCAAAUUUUAUAGAAGCUGUUUCAAAGGAUUUUGCGUAAGGAUUUCAAAGAUGAGCAAGAUAAUUUAAAAGUGAAUAUUGCCAGUAAUUUUGCUAUAUAAUUUAACUCAAAUAGAGAAGUGUACUUAUAAGUGCUAACAUACACAGAGGGGGAUGAAAAUAAUUUCAGGAGGUAAAUAUUCCUGAUGUUAGUGAUUGUAGUUACUGAAGAGUAAACAUAUUGAGCUCUGUUACU
Molecule: messenger RNA, 827 nt
Organism: Eurypyga helias (sunbittern)
Lineage: Eukaryota; Metazoa; Chordata; Aves; Eurypygiformes; Eurypygidae
Product: neuronal acetylcholine receptor subunit alpha-7-like
Exons: 2
Biological process (GO): monoatomic ion transport
Cellular component (GO): membrane
Source: RefSeq, a predicted model, not a curated record